AUUCAUCGGAUAAGGAAUGAAUGGAAGCACACGGAGAGCACGGAGAAGUCUUGACAACGGCAUAAUUCGCGUGCUUCACUCACGGUACACGGACAUAUAUCCACGGUAAUUCGAGAAACAUAACUCAAGUCCCAGCGGAGCGCUACAUCACGGCCACCAGUUUCUUGGCAGAUAUCGCCACGGCGCACCGUGUCGGCUUCCCUUUGCUACUUUACCUGCCUUUUUCCUUUUACCACUCCUCGGUCAGCCCCGCGCUCACCCUCGUAUCUUGUCAACCAAGUUUUACCCCUUCCAUCGUAGAUUAACCGACUGUGACGACUUUUCAUCGCGACGCGUGUCUACCACCUUCAGCGAACCAUGUAAACCGAUAUUCAAGACUUUCGCGGUGUUCACCAGAAUCGAUUCAAGUCGAUACUUAUUUUCGCGACGAGAUCAUAGGUGUAUGGAUAAAGAAUCGAUAUAUCAGAUUUUGCGGGUUCGUUGCUUGAAAAUUUGAUUACAUCAGGAUAUCGCGUGCGGAAUAUAAAAAACAAGGCCUUUUAUAACAUUUAUAACAAGUUUAAUGUAUCCAGGAAGCGGAUGGAAAUAUAUUUUUGUUUAUGUGAAUCUGUGAAAGUAAUAUUUCGAUUUCUCUUCCGGAGAAAUGUAUCGAUCAAUUUUACAAUUUGAAUUUGGCACCAGCUAGUUCAUGCAGUGUUCGAUAGUGGACGUACACACAUGUUUACAUUUACUGCUCCAUUUUGUUGGACAGACUACGGAUAUAUUCAGUAUACAGUCUACGUACAGCAUGAAUGGCGACCUUAUAGUUACGAUAAAUAUAAAUAUUAAUUUAUUUAAUAUAAAAAUUGUGAAAAUACAAUAUAAAUUUACAUCGUAAGCAGUUUUCUUAAGUGAAAAAACAUGGGUCGCCGUUCAAUAAAUACCACAAAAAGUGGGAAAUAUAUGAAUCCUACUGAUCAAGCACGUAAGGAGGCGCGUAAAAAAGAAUUAAAGAAAAAUAAAAAACAAAGACAGUUAGUACGUGCUGCUGUUUUAAAGGGCAAAGAUCCUGCUCAGAUUAUUGAAGAAAUGGAAAAAAUAGAUCAAAUGGAAUAUAAUGUCAUGCAGCCACCGCCACUUAAUGAGAAAGUAUUGAAAGACAAACGAAAGAAAUUGAAGGAGACCUUAGAUCGUGUCUUAAAAAUUGAAUCGAAGGCGAUAAUCAAUGAAUUCCCGCUUGUCGCGCUAUUUACGUUCUGCGUACCGGCAAUCGGAUUUGAACUCCGCAGGAAACUUAGCCGAAUCACGCUGGGCGACGAACGUGUUAAAUCAAUGGCAAAGGAUGAUCAGGAAAAGUGGGCAGAGUUAAAAGAACAAUUGAUACAAUAUGAACGUAGAAGAAUAGAUCUUGUUUCUUAUUUUGAAGCUGUAAGACAUGCACAACAAGUACAAGUUGAUGAAAUUCCAUUACCAUCAGCUGCUAAUGACAUAUCUCGAAUGUACUCAGGUUCUUUAACUUCACAAAUACCUUUACCGGAUAUGCCACAACCACCAGCACAUAUGUAUCCGCCUCAUCCACAUUACAUACCACAGCAUCAUCCCCUUAUGAACAUACCAAUACCACCAAGUAUUUUAAAGAAAACAAGUGCAUAUGCAACAUCCCCUUCUAUACCUACACUAGCACCUAAUAAAGAAUCACCCGGUGUCCCACCUUUUCCACCUGCUGAUCUAUCAAGUGAGGAUGAAGAUACGUCUGAGAAGACUAAAGAACCAGUACCAAAAUCGAGAACAAUUCGAUUUGCGGAUGACAAAGAAGAUAAUAAACAAGAAUCAGAUGGUAAAGAUAAGGACGGCGACAAAGAGAAGGAAAAAGAAAGAGACAUAGCUAAAGUAAAACCAACUACUCUACAACAGAAAAUGUUAGCUAUGGCAGGGCAAGAUAUUGAUCAGUUUAUGCGUGAAAUGGAAGUUGUCCAUAAAAAGCGGGAAACUGAACGAGCUCAAGAUUUAAAUGCUCGAUUGUCACUAUUGGAAGCAGAAAAUGAAUCUAAUUCAAAGUCUAAUAAUAAAUCUGGUAAUAAUAAAACAGAAGAAGAAGAUCUAGAACCUCCAGGAGCAUCAGACCAUUCAUCAAACCAUAAUCAACAUACAUCACAUUCUCAUUCUCAACAUACACAACCACACACAAUGCCCCCUAUGGGAUUACCGCCUCCUCCUUUAAUGUAUAGACCUCCACCACCACCUUUACAUUUAAGGAUGCCGCCACCCCCACCGCCCCGUAUUGGACUUCGAUUACCUCCUGGCCCACCACCAGGAAUGCCGAGGAUGUUGAGACCUGGUCCACCAAGUAUGCCAAGAAUACCUCCUCCACAAAUGCAAAUGCCAAAUCUAUCAAAUAUGUCAAAUAUAGGAAAUCCUCAAAUGCAGACACAAUCUGCAACAGGAUCACAACCUAAAACACCUAAUGUACUUUCUGCUGCACCACAAUUAAUUAAUCGAAAAGAUAAAGAUGGUAAAAGCACUACAACUAUCGAAGCAAAACCACAAAUUAGGAAUUUAGCAGCUGAUGUUACAAGAUUUUUACCUACCUCUCUUCGUGUGAAAAGGGAUGAUAAAAAGAAACCAAGUAUUUUGUCAAGACUUUCAGAAAGAAUACCAGAAACGCAACCAAUACGAACUACUCAACCUAAAACAAAAGAUGACGCAUAUAUGCAGUUUAUGCAAGAAAUGGAAGGAUUACUUUAAAUUUGUAAUACUGUGUAUAAUAGAACUUGACUUGAAUAGCAAAAAAUUAAAUCUUGAAGAAUA
Messenger RNA from Bombus terrestris (buff-tailed bumblebee), 2787 nucleotides. RefSeq names its product WW domain-binding protein 11. Gene Ontology annotation, cellular component: spliceosomal complex. Lineage: Eukaryota; Metazoa; Arthropoda; Insecta; Hymenoptera; Apidae. The record is from RefSeq and is a predicted model, not a curated record. The transcript has 9 exons. The coding region runs from base 901 to 2724 and encodes 607 amino acids. Gene Ontology annotation, biological process: mRNA cis splicing, via spliceosome.